This is a messenger RNA of Cooperia oncophora, 555 nucleotides long. The record is from the annotation of a GenBank genome assembly. NCBI's taxonomy places the organism in Eukaryota, Metazoa, Nematoda, Chromadorea, Rhabditida, Trichostrongylidae.
AUGCUGAGUCCACAGCAGUUGAUGGAAAACGCUGCCAUGGCAGUACAGCGGCGAACGGUCAGUCAAAGGCGACGUGAAGAAACUGAAACUAUCGUAAGAUUAGGAAAGGAUUUGGAGACAGCUCAAGAAGAGAAUCGGUUGAUCAAGGCUAGAUCCUCAACCUUGGAGAGGAAUUUGGAACGAGUUGAAAUGGAGGUGCACAAAUAUGCUGCUAAUGAAGUCGACAUCAAGACAAGCUUCAAGCUGGAGAAGCAGCAACUAACAGACGAGAUUGAGAACCUUCGGAGGGAACUGUCUGCUGCUUUGACGGAAAACGCUGAGUUAAAAGCGGAAAAAGUCGAUCUUCAGAAGGACUGCAAGCUGUUUAGACAACGAAUCGCCAAAUUUGAGAUUGCCAACAUAGAAAGUCCAUCAACUCCCAAAGAGGACUCUACCUCCUCUCGCAGGAAGAUGUCAGAGGAUUCAAGAGGUGAUGAGCUGGGGAAAUAUGAGAAGUUGUAUAAAGAAUUCAAGCAAAUUGAGACGGAUUUGCAUACGGUGCUUGGAAUCAAGGAA